CCGUCCCUCCCGCCGCCGCCGCCGCCGCCGCCAUGGGCCUCACGGUCUCCGCCAUCUUCUCCCGCAUCUUCGGCAAGAAGCAGAUGCGGAUCCUGAUGGUGGGGCUCGACGCCGCCGGUAAGACCACCAUCCUCUACAAGCUGAAGCUGGGUGAGAUCGUCACCACCAUCCCCACCAUCGGGUUCAACGUGGAGACGGUGGAGUACAAGAACAUCUGCUUCACCGUCUGGGACGUGGGCGGCCAGGACAAAAUCCGACCCCUCUGGAGACACUACUUCCAAAACACACAGGGUCUCAUCUUCGUGGUAGACAGCAAUGACCGAGAGCGGGUGCAGGAGUCUGCCGAGGAGCUGCAGAAGAUGCUGCAGGAGGACGAGCUGCGGGACGCCGUCCUGCUGGUGUUUGCCAACAAGCAGGACAUGCCCAACGCCAUGGCGGUGAGCGAGCUGACCGACAAGCUGGGGCUGCAGACGCUGCGCAGCAGGACCGUGAGUGAGCAAGACCCUCCAGUGGUGUCCCCCAUCGGUGUCCCCCAGGACUGA
Molecule: messenger RNA, 542 nt
Organism: Calidris pugnax (ruff)
Lineage: Eukaryota; Metazoa; Chordata; Aves; Charadriiformes; Scolopacidae
Gene: ARF5
Product: ADP ribosylation factor 5
Exons: 6
Coding region: 33-542 (169 amino acids)
Biological process (GO): vesicle-mediated transport; intracellular protein transport
Cellular component (GO): cytoplasm; plasma membrane
Molecular function (GO): GTPase activity; GTP binding
Source: RefSeq, a predicted model, not a curated record